Molecule: messenger RNA, 3633 nt
Organism: Pseudonaja textilis
Lineage: Eukaryota; Metazoa; Chordata; Lepidosauria; Squamata; Elapidae
Gene: TUSC2
Product: tumor suppressor 2, mitochondrial calcium regulator
Biological process (GO): inflammatory response; regulation of mitochondrial membrane potential
Cellular component (GO): mitochondrion
Source: RefSeq, a predicted model, not a curated record
GGGAGGGGUGAACUUCCGGCGCGAGGAAGGACCCGUUGCUGGCCCCAGGGGAUCGUCGGGCGUCUUGUCCCUCCUUUUCGUGGUCAUGAGGCUUUUGCUGCUGCCGCUGCUGCUGCUGCUGCUCUGAGCCAUGGGCACCAGCGGCUCCAAGUCCCGAGGCCUCUGGCUCUUUGGCUCGGGUGGGCCAGGCGGCUCCGAGAGGUCAACCGGCGAUCAGACGCUGGCUCGAGCUCGGGGGCUCUGCUCGGCUACCCCCUUCGUCUUCACCCGCCGCGGCUCUAUGUAUUACGAUGAAGAUGGUGACCUGGCACAUGAGUUUUAUGAGGAGACAAUAAUCACCAAGAAUGGGAGGAAGCGUGCCAAGCUCAAAAGAAUUCACAAGAACCUGAUACCUCAGGGCGUGGUGAAACUGGAGCACCCUCGGAUUCAUGUGGACUUCCCUGUUAUCAUCUGUGAGGUCUGAGCCAAGAGAAAGUUACUGUGUGCUGUCAGUACAUCUUAUUUGCCCAGUUUUACUGCACCUCAUGUAAACCAUGCUAGGCAGCCACAUGUCCCUGCAGAGGAUGAAUUGGGGGAACGAACAGACAGCAGGCUUUGGCGCUUCUCUGCUUGGAGGCAGUGACAGCAACUGUGACACUGGGCACACUUCUGACUAUCGGGCAUAAUAUUAUCUAAGGAUGUAUAUUAGUGGGACCUGUGUCAGAUGAGAAGUCAGGCCUUGAUUAGGAGCCUACUCAAAAUUUCCUUCACUGAGUCACCUAGAACCUUUUCAACAGCUGCUAAUUGAUGCUUAGGUGGCAGCAGAUGUCAAAUGUCUUGACACUAGAGAGCCAACUUGCACUUUUUGGGGAACAGAUAUUCCGCGUGAUUACCCCAGUCAGCUUUUACAAAAGUUGAUACUGACAUUUCAGCUCAAGAUGAGUAAAGGUGAGCAGAAAACCUCUUAUGCUUCUUUGUCCACUCACCCACUUAACUUAUAAGCAUAGGCCGAAAGACUUAAUACUCUACUAUACCUUUGUGGAGGCAGGGAGAACAAAGUUGCACUUAAUAAACUGUUCAAAACAGAAUCAUUUUUGAAGCGGUCAUAGGAAAGAGACCAACAAGUAGUUUUUCCUCUCUUUGUUACAUUUCCCUUGGGAGUUGCACUGUUUUCUUUGCAGGUUUCAUCUUUCUGAACUUUGCAAGAUUGAAGGUAUGAAGUAGCAUCUGGAUAUGAAGCUUUUCUGUUAAAGCGCACCGAAUAGAGUACAUCUUAGGAAGCAAUUGUCUUUCAAGAGGGCACCCUUCCCUUACCUAGAGCCUUCCAAUAAAUGCUAAAGCACAGUGACUGUAGGGCCAGUGAUUUUGCUAACUGGAGCUGAAUGAGAUUCAUAGUCCAGGACCACCUCUCGAAAGCCCCGUGUCAGAAGAACAGAUUUUACUCUUCCUUCUUGUGGUAGAAUAACUUGUUCCCAUAUUGGUUUCCCAUUUGUACAUGGAGGGACUCCACAUAUGGUCCUCCCCAUGUUGUUGAACUGCAGAUUCAGGCAUCCUCCACCAUCAGUCAUGUUCUCUGGGAUUGCUGGAGAGCCAAAGGUUUCCAUCUCUUUCUUAGGUUAUACUGUCUCUCCUAAGAUAACUGUACUUUGGUCAAGAUGUUUUGCCAUCUAAUUUGGCUGUGCAUUUUCCCCUUCAUCUCCCUCUGCCGGCAAAUAAUAACAAAAUCCUGUGAUCUUCCUUUGGCAGACUCCUUGGAUUGGACCAAGUAAUGUCUGAUAAGUGGAGAAUGCAGCACACUUCAAAUGAGAGUGACAUCUUUUCUGUUUCGAAGGGCAUUACCCUUCUCCCUGAUGUAUGAAUGUGGAAUGUUUUGCUAUGGUACUGAUAGCUGAGCAAGUACUGAAGCAGUAUGCCUACCUCUUCAUCCCAGGCUUCUUGCUUUCACGAUGUAGAGCUAACCUGCUGCUGAGAGGGGAUCAGGCAAUCCCUAUUAAAAGCACUCUUACGAAGAGGCUUUCAUAUGCAAUGUACAGCCGAACAAUCCUUGCCUGCCUGCCUGCCUGCCUUUUUACCCACCCAUCAGACUUGGUAUUAAGCUUUAAAACUGGAGUGUGGGUGGGUUCAUUGCACAUCAUAUUUCUUUCCCAGAGUGUGUCAUUGCCUUUCUGAGCACUUCAGGCAUUGCUACCUCAAUGUUCAGUAUAAUUAGCUUGUACACAGUUGCAUCACAAUAUUAAUAAGUUAAUGUGCAUCCUUUCAUCUCCGCCCAUGCAAAGAAGUCCUUUUUAAGCAUUCAAAGCCUAAGUAGAAGGGCCAUGGACUGCAUACAUAAUGCUGACAGAGGCCUACCUAUUCACUCUCUCAUCUUCCUUCCCCUCCUUAGUUACACAUCUGCGUUACAUAUUAGGAUUGAUACUUGGAGCAUAGUUCCCAUUGGUUUCCUCAGUUGCCACUGCUUUGCCAUUCAGAAAUCAGGUUAUGAGUUUACCAGUUGUGGGAUUACCUGGGGAUAGAAAGUGUACAAACAGCCAACAUCCCCUUUAUGUAGUGAAAUCUGAAUUUUGAUUCACUUUUAAAGUGAAGAAUAUGAUAAUCGGACAUCUCUGAUCUUUAUUAAGGGAAGGAAAUUUCAUUGCAGUGAAACAAGAGCAUCCUGCAGAUCGAGAUGAGUUUGCAAACUUGCUGGGCCAACGAAUACUCUCCAUUUCAGCACGAUGGUCCAUAAUGAAUCUUAGGUUGUCAUCAGGGAGCUGAACGAUGCUACUUCUUGAGUAAUUGAGGGGAAGGGUAAUUGUUUAUUAAGAAGCUUACCUCAAAAGUAGGUCAGAAGAAGCAGUUUGCUCAGUGUUGGGUUACAUUUGAUCCUCAAACUGGAAUAUUCGACUCCCCAAUCUAGAGAUUUUAUUCAUGGGAGACAGAAGGGUUGUUGGUAACAAGUCUUUCUCAUACCUACAUUUCUAAAAUACUUGGUUUAUGUUCUUCCAUUGGUUAUUUUUGGAGCAAGCAAAUGCCCUGUGAUCAGAAAAGUAGUGUGCUAUGUUGGCUUUCAUUUUCCUUGUGACUUGCACAGCAAAUUGCUCUCACUGUCUUUUUGACUGGCAUCUCAAUGGAGCCUCUGUGCAAAGGAGGUCUCAUUUCUGCCUCGCUUGACCUUUCCCUAAGCUGCAGUAGAUUUCCCAGGAGAAUAUCGGCAGCUGACAUCUCAUCAUCUCUCCAAGGCCGUCUCCUUGCCUGUCCACUGGGUCUCCAGCUGUGCAGUUGCUCUGCUGGGAUUCUGCCAUCCCUCCCAUCUUGCUUUCUCUAGCAGCUCGGUUCCUCGUGCAAAUGGCAGCUGUGAUGAGGGUGAGGGCUAGGGGAGACUACUUUAUAUAGGAUGCUGAUACUGUGAAAGCAGAUGAUGGUAUAUAGACAAAAAUAUUGAUAUCACUAUCUUUUGGAAUAAGCAAAAGGCUCUAUUUGAUUUUAAUGGUCCUUCUGUGCGUGUGGCGGGGUAGAACUGAACUCAGUUCUACGCCACUGGCACUACCCUUUCUGUUCUUGUAGCACACAGAAAGGAAACUUGGAGGCAAACAUGUCUAAUAUCUAUUUCCUCUGCCUUGAAGUGCAUUUGUUGAAUUUUGUUAAAUUUCAAUAAAAUUGUUUGUAUAUCCCAGA